Botrytis porri is the source of this 1191-nucleotide messenger RNA. RefSeq lists its product as uncharacterized. The coding region runs from base 1 to 1191 and encodes 396 amino acids. Lineage: Eukaryota; Fungi; Ascomycota; Leotiomycetes; Helotiales; Sclerotiniaceae. The transcript is spliced from 5 exons. The record is from RefSeq and is a predicted model, not a curated record.
AUGGAGGGUCGACAAAUCCAGAUUCUGACCGUAGUGACCGUGGGUCUGUUUUUUUCUUGGUUGAGUGUUGGAUUGCGAUGUUAUACGAGGACAAUCGUUUCGAGGACUUUUGGAAGUGAUGAUUAUUGGAUUCUUCUUGGGUUGGCCGGGCAUACUGCCGCAUCAGUGUUUGCAUACCUUGGUGUUAAUUAUGGAAUUGGAGUGCAUGCAGUUCAGCUCACUUACGAUCAGUUGAUCAAUGCUGCAAAGUAUCAAGUUAUCGUCGAACUCGGCUAUAUUCUUUGCACAGCCAUUAUAAAAACGAGCGUCGGGUUGCUCCUCCUUCGCAUUACUUCUGUCAAGACCUUUUACAAAUAUCUCAUCUGGACCAGUCUGGUUAUAGUAUGGAUAUGGACAAUAGUUACAUUUGCUAUUGGUUGUGCACAAUGCAGACCAUUAAAAGCAGCAUGGGAUACAGUAACUCCAGGAGUCUGUCUCGAACCUCGUAUCAUUGCGAAUUUUGCAUAUGCCAUCUCGGCCGAGACGAUUUUCUUUGACUGGCUUUUUGCCUUGUUGCCAAUACCGAUGUUGUGGAAAAUCAAGAUGAGUCUUCGGCUGAAGUUCUCGAUUAUGAUUAUUCUGAGUUUGGGAAUUGUUGCGAGUGCUGUUACGAUUGUUCGUCUUAAGUAUCUGGUGGCUUUUCUGAACGUUACAGAUUCAUUGUAUUCUAUCGCUCCCGUUUUCAUCUGGUCCACGAUUGAGAUUGCCCUCGGCAUAGUCGCUGCAUCAAUCGCCACCCUCCGUCCUCUUCUUCGCAGCUGGAAAAUCCUUGGUUUCUCUAGCGAGGAAAGCUCAGAUACCGAACCUGGAGGCCCACGAUCGGGUUCUUGGAGUGGAUUCAAGAAAACUCCUCCUGGUGGGAGUAACCCCAUUGCGAGUCGUCAGUCAAAUGAAUUAACUCUGGGGACUACUAUUCAUACGCAAUCUUCGAAUCUGAAGACAGUUACGAGUUGGAGUGGGCAAAGUGGAUACAGUGAGGAGAGAAUCUUGGGGAGUCCGAAUAGAAGAUUUACUGAUAAUGAAAGGAGAGGGGAACGGGAAAAUGAGGAAUAUGAAUUAGUCUCGAGGCCGAAUGACAGAAUUGAGAAGCGGACGGAGAUUCAGAUUGAAUAUGAUGAGAGAAUGAGUUAUUUGGAGAGGGAUAUGGUUUGA